Messenger RNA from Octopus bimaculoides (California two-spot octopus), 5143 nucleotides. RefSeq lists its product as uncharacterized. Lineage: Eukaryota; Metazoa; Mollusca; Cephalopoda; Octopoda; Octopodidae. The record is from RefSeq and is a predicted model, not a curated record.
UCAUUAUUUAGUAGUACACCGUUAGUGAGGGGAGACUAAACUCGAGUGUGACUAAAUGCAGCAAUUUGAUUGGUUGAUUCAUCUUUUCCAACAAAUUUAAACUUUGAGUUCAACUCAAAAACCCAGAAAUUGUCCGCUGUCAAGAUGGAUGGUUCAAACCCAAAUAGAAGGAGCGGCACAAAAUCCCGUCGGCGAUCUUUGAGAACCCUUCAGCUAUUAGACAGCAGUGUGAAUCAAACUACAAGUGACGCUUUGCCCCAGAACUAUGGCUCAGUAUGGAUUAACUACGACACACCAUCGCCAAACCCCAAAUGCAGUCGCCGGAGUAUUUCCAGAAGAUCUAUCUGUGAUUCUUUUGCUCAGAGCAACAACAGCAUUAGUUGUCCAGGCAAAGAAAAUGUUUAUGUGAACGGCACAGCCUCUCUUGCAACAUCAAGUUGCAACACAGCAAUUUCUAAUCGCUCUGAGACAAGUUCCAUCAAUUAUGGAGAUAUUGGCAAUUCUGAAUGUUACACUAAAGUUUCUGUUCCACAAGAAUGCCUCAUUAAAGUUAUUAGUGCCAUGUGUAUUGAAGAUGGUUCGAAAACUAGCUCCGAGAAGCAAAAUUUACCCUCUGAUCUUUCAACACCGAGUAACAGUGAAGAUAUUGCUAACUCCCAAUCACAUUCUGGAAAGUUCUGUGAGGAAUUUGUGUCUAAGAAUUAUGACAUUAAUAACUCUUAUUUGUUUCCAAAUGAUCUGUCACUGGACAAAGCUACAGAUUCUUAUUCACAUGUUCCAGAGAACAGACAAAAGAAAUUUGUAAUGAAGGAGAACUUGAUGCAGUCUCAGAGCCCCACAACAAUUGAAGGUACAUCUUUAUCAUUAAAUGAAAGUUUAUCUCAAGAGAACAACCUCACUGAUUCUUUAUCUUGUUCUUCAAAUAAUCUCAGUUCCAUUGAAGCUAAUCGUGCUGAAGUGUCUGACACAUUCUUUAAUGUUUCCAAAAACAAUUCCGUCUGUCUGGAGGAUGUAUCUGAUAAUGCUAUUGAGAUUAAUUAUUGCAGUAAAAGAGACAUAACAUCAGCACUAAGCGAAAACUACUCCCAUGGCAUCACAAAUGACUCUAAAAACCAAGACAGUCUCAAUAGUCCUGCUUAUUCUGACCUCUCCCUGAAUUCUAGCUCCCUCUCUGACCUCAUUCCUGUGUCUUCAGAUUCUUGGCAUUUUCUCACAGAAUACCCUGAGGGAAAUAAGAAAGAUUCUAAUACUCUGUCAGAUUCUUAUUUAUGGAAUGUCUCAUGUGAAUCAGAAUUGUCCAAUUCUUGGUGCUAUACUUCUCAAAAUUCUCUCAAUAAACUGCCAGAUCCCUCUAUUUAUCAAUGUUCCACACCUUGCAGAGCUGGGGAAGCCCUGCCUCUUCACAAGACUCCUGACAUUAACAAAGAGCAUGCCUUGCCUCAGUCUGAGAGUCCAUUAAUAAAUAUUUCUGGAAUUUUAAAAGGUAUUUUUGUCAAAGACGUUUCACCUGUACAAACCCUCUCCAAUUCUCCCUUGUAUCUUGGCCAAAAUGAACAAAGCCACAGAACAGUUUCAACUCCUUCCUCUAUUGAUAACAGAGAAAAUAUGUCUGCUGCUAUGCAAGAAGAAUGCAUUCUGUCUUUUAAGAAAGAAUUACCUAGCGGCAAUGCGAGUGAAACCAAUCUGAUGGCCCCUGAUUCACAACAAAUCAGUCCUAUUGGAAAUAGGGGCCUUGAAUCCUUAAUGAACAAUCUCAAUUUAAGUUCUAACAGCGUUUCCAAAGAAACUUCACCAAAACUGUCUUUGGAAACUCAGAAGAAAAGCACUGCAGCUACUUUUAGUUCUUCAGAGCCAGCCAUUGCAGUUUCAAAGCCAAAAGCUAAAAAGUCCAAAAGCAAAGUCUUAGAAUCAAAAUCUAGCGACUCUGAAGUGGCGCUAGCAAAAAGGAAGAAAUUAAGACGGCGCGCUUUAAACAUUAUUCCAUUAGAACUAGAUAUAGUGAAUGAGGAACCAAUAAAUGAUGUCAAUGUUGUACAUAUGGAAUGUUUUCAGGAAUCUACCAACUCUUUGGGAUUUAAGCCUGCUGAAGAAACCAAUCAAAGUUUGUCUAGUUCUAAAGUUAGACAACUCAGAACCCGAAAGUCUGCAAGUUAUUCCAAUGAACCAAUGAAAGAUCUCAGUGUUGUGCACAUGGAAUGUUGCAGUAAUGAAAUGGCCACACCUCUGGAAGUUAACCCAUCGGAGGAAGCAAAAGACAAAAGUGUGUCUGUUUCUAAUGUGAAACAACGAAGAGCUAGAAAAUCGGUGGAUAAUUUGAAGGAAACAAAUUCAAAGACAAAAGGUUUAAAAUCAAAAACUGUGCAAAACAAUAACAAGAACCAUUCUGGAGAAAAGCUAAACAACGUUGAAAUGGAUUCUUCUCAAGAAGAUUCCAACGCCACAUCAUUUCGCAGAUGUAGCAAGCGAAAAUCAAUUGAAGUCUCUUUGAUGCUAAAUAAAAGACAAGAACCUGCUUUGAAGGUUGUUACAGAUGAGGAAAAUGUCAAUGUUCUGAAAGAUAUUUACCUGCAAAAGAACUACAAACCUAUCAAAGCGGUUCAACUGGAAACCAUUUAUGAUUGUCCGACUAAAAAAGGCAUCAACACUUUGUUCAGCAAGAAGAAAAUGUCCAGAACUCUGAGCUUUGAGACAAAUCCUGUCAAGUUAAAAAACAGGAGGAAGAAAGCUUUGAAAAAUUGGCCAUUUAUGUUUGAUGUCUUAGAUGCUGCUGACAAACGGCAGAUAAUGUUUUUCGAGGAAAUCUGAGUCUUAUCAGAUCAAAUCAGAUUUUCUCACAUACAUAGAUCUACACAUGUCAUUACAUACAUACAUGUUUAUACAAACACACACAUAAAUAUACACACCUCUCUGUCUCUCUCCCUCUCUCUCUUAUAUAUAUAUUAUAUAUAAUAUAUAUAUAUAUUAUAUAUAAUAAAUAUAUAUUAUUUAUAUAUACAUUAUGUAUAUAAUAUAUAGUUAUAAGGUUGUUUCACAUGAAAUAUCGUAUUUGAAAGGUAACAAUAAAAUGUUUUAGAAGUGUCAGAGAACUGAUUUAUUUUAUGAAAGUAUGAUCCUUGUUCAUUUAUGAUGUUUAUGUCAAAUAUUCCAUCUUUAAAAACGAAUUUCAUCUUUUGCUGUGAUAAACUGUCUGAAUGCUUCAAUUACCUCUUCUCUGUUUAAGAAUGUUUUAUUGCUUAAGUAAGUGAUGCUCACUAGGAGAGAUAUCAGGCGAAUAGGGAGGAUGUUGCUAAAUCUCAUAAUUCAGGCUUUGCAACUUUUAGACCGAAACCUGAGGAGUGAGGAGGACGUGCAUUGAUGUGUGGCAAAAUUGGGCCAUCUCCAUUCAAUAGUCUGGCUUGCUUCUUUUUCAAAUUCUCAUGCAUACAAUCAAUUUCCUGGCAAUAUGAUGUUGCUGGUACUGUUUUUUCCUUGUUACAAAGAUGAAUAAUGAAUAACUCCCUUCGCAGACCACCAUACAGUGACCACUACCUUUUUAGGGUGCAAUGGUGCGUCUAAUCACUGUCCUGUUCUGCUGUUGUCAAAGAGCAUCCAUUUCUCAUCACAAGUAAUGAUUUGAUGCAAAAAUGGUCUUUUUCCAGUUGAGAAAGCAAUGAGGAGCACACUUCGAGGCUUCUGUUUUUUUUUUAACCUUGUUCAGUUGAUGUGGAAGAAAUCUAUCCAUUUUCUUGACUUCUCCAAUGUUUUACAGGUGUCCAAAAACAGGUGUGCGAGUUGUUUCGAGUUCUGAUGAAAGUUUUUGAACCUUUGUUAUCAGAUUUUGUCAAUCAAAGCAUUUAAUCCAUCAUGCCAAAUAACUGAUUUUGGCCUACCCCUUCGUUUAUUUUCAAGGCUAUCAUUUCCUGAAUGAGAGCUUUGGAACCAUCUCUGAACAGUUCUGAUGUUAACAAAACCAUUACCGAAGGCCUGCUUGAUAUUCUGUAGAGCAUCUGUGGCAGAGUGACCCAGUUUGUACUCAUACAAGAAAAUCACUCAACAUAGUUUGGUUAUUAUCGUUUUCAUAAGGUCUGUGGGUACGAAUUUUGUCUACCAAUAUUGUUGGGAAAGAAAAAGAGUCAAGGUAUACAUAAUUGAAUUUUUUAAUGACUGAAAUAACAAGUAAUUAAAAAUGUAACAUUUCAUGUGUCGCAACCUUAUAUUAUAUAUAUAUUAUAUAUAUAUUAUAUAUAUUAUAUAUAUAUAUAUAUAUAUAGUAUAUAUAUAUAUAUAGUAUAUAAAUAGUAUAUAUAUAUAUAUAUAUAUAUAUAUAUAUAUAUAUAUAUAUAUAUAUAUAUAUAUAUAUAUAUAUAUAUAUACACACACACACACACACACACACACAUAUAUAUACAGGGUGCAUAAGAUAUUUGAGGAUAGAUUUAUGUUUAUAAAAAAAAACAAAUAUAUAAUAACAGAUAAUAACUUUAUUUAUCAAAAAAUGCUAGGAGGGUAAAAAUAAACCUUCUUUUCUAUAAUGUUAUUCGAUAAAGCCACCUUCAGCUUCAACAAUUGCUUCUAUAUGAGAUGUAAAUCAUCUCCAUGCUUGAAUCAAGUGGUCCUGGUUCGUUUUGAACAUUACUCUGAUUAUGGCAGCUUUCAAAGAAUCUUUGGUGUUACGGGUGUGUUCAUUGACCUCUCUCUCAACAACGCUCCACAUGCAAUAGUCCAAUGGAUAGAGAUCUGGAGAAUUAGGAGGCCAAAUGUUAGGGGUUAUGUGAUCAUGAAAAUAUUCAGCCAUCCAUUCCUGUGUUACUAGAGCCACGUGUCAUAGUGCAUAGUCUUACUGAAACAUAUAUUUCUUUCUAUUGCAUAUCCAGGGCUUAACAAUUGUUUCCAGGACCUCAAUGUAGGUGGCAGAGUUAACACUAAAGCCUUGUGGAAAGAAGUAAGGAGGUAUCACAUGUCCUUCAUUGCUGACAACCCCUAAAACCAUGACGGCAUGCUCCAGCAUGGGCUCAGUGAUUCAGUUACUGAAUGCAGUAAAUGAAAAGGACACUAUACAGUAAUCUAUUGAUGCAAUUAUGCCAUGCAUAUAACUCAAUAUUUUCAAGUAUUAAUCUGUUUUAAUAUUGAAAUUUACAUAUAAAAAUUAAAGUUUUAUUUGUCA